UGAUGUUCCCAACAGCUGACAGACGGUGAAAGCCUCUGCCACAGAGCUGUCGGUGAAAGCGAGCAGCCUGUCGUCGGUAGCCUGUACGGACCGAAAAUACAAGUCGAGCCCUUCUGGACGUCGCACCGCUUCACCCCCUGCUCCGCCAUCGAGCAUCUCGUUUUGAGCAAAACAAAAUAUCUCCUCUUGCAUCCUGACUUUUUUCUGUUGCUGUUUUUAUUUCAUUUUUCCUGACCGGGAGCUGGAGAGGAGGGGGAGAGACAUUUGCUGUCAGCUAACUUCCACAAUAGGUCCCUGCGUCGCUGGACUGCUGCUGCAUGUGUUUUUAUUUUUUUUAAUUUAUUUUUCUAUUUUUGCUUAACAGUUUGACUAUAGCCCUUCCAGCCGUGGCCCAAUGCUGAGGAAUGGAUAGCGUGUCUGCUAAAGGUGGGAAGAUGGUCGAGAGUGAUGAGCAGCCGGAGAGGGACAGCGGCGGCGGUGGCGCAGCGAUGGCCGCACUACAUCAAUGCGAACUCAUCCAGAAUAUGAUUGAAAUCUCCAUCCCCAGUUUACAGGGGCUACGGACCAAAUGCGCCGCGUCCAACGACCUCACGCAGCAAGAAAUACGUACUUUGGAGGUGAAGCUGAUGAAAUACAUCUGUAAACAGCUGCAGUGCAAGCAGAAAGUGCCAGAGACGGAGAGGCCCGAGGCCCUGGACAGCUACCCGCACCUCCGAGACUGGCUCCGCACCAUCAACCUGCGACCGGAGCUCAUCGAGGCGGUGGAAGUCAAGUUGUCUCUGGAUGCCUUACUGCAGAUGUCAGGCGCUCAGGUGAGGGACACCAUGGGAAGACUGGGGUCCAGUUCAGAAGAAUGUGCCAGGCUCAGUGCUGCCCUCUCCUGUCUGAAGAGUGCCACUGAAUCAGGAGGCGAACUGAGGGAAGACAGCAUUCCCUGGCUGUCUGAGCCCACGAGGAGGGACAGUGGCUCUCUGCCUGCAGACCAGCUCACCUGCUUUGGGACUCCACUCCGCCCUCACAGCCCCUCGCCUCUCGCCCGUCCGUCCGCCAUCCACUCCACCCCGUCCACGCCCUGCGCUACCUUCCCUCAUCCCCGCUCGGGCUCGGUGUCGGCGGCGCCCACGCCCGAGGCACUGGCGUCGUACGGCUACUGCGAAAGCCCCCUCACGGAUCCGUUCCCGAUGUCCUUUUCCCGCACGUCCCGGCUCCACGGGCACACGUCCACGCCGCCCAUAACUCCGCCCUCCAAGAGGCGCCAUCAACUGAAACCCCCCUGCACUCCUCCGCCUCCGUCGCGCAAAGUGCUGCAUCUCCUUCCCAACAUCACCCUGACGCGCAGCAAAAGCCACGAGUCCCAGCUGGGCAACCGCAUCGAGGACCCGCCCACCAACAAGUGUGCUAAAAAGAACAAGUUGUUACUGAAUAUGCACGUUAACGGGAAUGGAUGUGAGGACUCGGCUUCUCGUUACCCCGUCAUGUCUGCGCGCACCCCCGGAGUCCCCCCAGCUCCCACCACAGUGUCUUACACCCUGCCCGGCACGCCCACCCUCCUGGAGGAGCACAUCAGCAUUAAGAACCACGUAGCAGUGCAUCGCGGCUCCCCACAAGCAGUGAGGAGGGACAUCGGCCUAGCAGUCACACACAGGUUUUCAACCAAGUCCUGGCUGUCCCAGACAUGUCAGGUGUGCCAGAAGAACAUGAUGUUUGGGGUUAAGUGCAAACACUGUCGGUUAAAGUGCCACAACAAAUGCACAAAGGAAGCCCCGUCCUGCAGAAUCUCCUUUCUACCAAUCGCCAAAAUUCGGAGGACUGAGUCCGUUCCGUCUGAUAUAAACAACCCUGUGGACCGGCCGUCAGAAUCACCGCAGUUUGGCACACUACCGAAGGCCAUUACAAAAAAGGAUCAUCCUCCUGUGCUGAGCCAGCUGGACUCCAGCAGCAAUCCGUCCUCCACCACCUCGUCCACACCUUCCUCCCCCGCGCCCUUCCAGCAGAGCUACGCCCCGAGCGCCACCCCGCCACCCAACCCGUCGCCCAAGGGCCAUCGGGACAUCCGCUUCAAUUUCCCCGCUGCCUGUUACUUUCAGCAUAGACAGCAGUUUAUCUUCCCCGAUGUCUCCAGUCCUGCUCAUUUGCACCCCGAUGUCCUCCAAGACACCAUCAGUGAGAAAGAGCAGCCGGCGGAUGACAUACACACCGAUCUGGUAGAAGAUGAAGAUGAAGAGGAAGGAGAGGAGGAAAUAGAGGACGAAGACGAAGACCCCGAAGCGGAGGACAAUAACGAGGAGGAUGAAGGGGAAGAGGAGGACAUGAGGAUGAACGAGGGCUCGGACGGCGAGUGCGAUGAGCUGGAUGACCUGCCCGGCUCUCGGGGGACCCAGUGGAAGGGUCCCAUCUCCCGCAAGGCGAGUCAGACCAGCGUCUACCUGCAGGAGUGGGACAUCCCCUUUGAGCAGCUGGACCUCGGGGAGCUCAUCGGAAAGGGCCGCUGGGGCAGAGUGCAUAAGGGGCGGUGGCACGGCGAGGUAGCCAUCCGGCUCCUCGAGAUCGACGGCAACAACCAGGACCACCUGAAGCUCUUCAAAAAGGAGGUGAUGAACUACAGACAGACCAGGCACGAGAACGUGGUCCUCUUCAUGGGGGCUUGCAUGGCUCCGCCCCACCUCGCCAUCAUCACCAGUUUCUGUAAAGGGAGGACCCUGUAUUCGGUUGUAAGAGACACCAAAAACACGCUGGAUAUUAAUAAGACGAGACAAAUUGCACAGGAGAUCGUAAAGGGAAUGGGCUAUCUGCACGCUAAAGGCAUCGUUCACAAAGACUUGAAGUCAAAGAACGUUUUUCAUGAUACCAAUAAAGUCAUAAUCACAGACUUCGGGCUGUUUGGGAUCUCUGGAGUUGUUCAGGAGGGGAGGCGCGAGAACAAACUAAAACUUCCACAUGGCUGGAUUUGUUAUCUCGCACCAGAGAUUGUGCGCAGGAUGAGCCCAGGUAACAACGAGGACCGCCUCCCCUUUUCCACCGCAGCCGACGUGUACGCCUUCGGCACCAUUUGGUAUGAGCUUCAAGCUCGAGACUGGCCAAUCACCAACCAGCAUGUGGAAGCCACCAUCUGGCAGGUGGGGAGCGGCGAGGGCAUAAAGAAGGUCUUGGCGGAGAUCAGUCUGGGCAAGGAGGUCACUGAGAUCCUCUCCGCCUGCUGGGCGUACGACCUGAGGGAGAGGCCGACCUUCACCCAGCUGGCCGACAUGCUGGAGAAGCUGCCCAAACUCAACCGCAGGCUCUCCCACCCCGGACACUUCUGGAAGUCUGCAGAGUAGGUAUCCAGAAGGGAAGGACGGUGUGGAGACACACGGGACACGGGCACGCACAACCAGAAUAUCAGAUCCCCGAGUUCUUAUUGUGUCGUUCUGGUUCCUCGUGGUACAGAUGCUCGACCACAGCCUCCAGGGGGUGGGGUCGAGGUUACAUCAUCUUAUUCAUAAAUAGGAUUUGGGAAUUCAUAUGUGUUUGACAUAUUUUGACAAUACCAUAUGGCUAUAAAUCUAUAUGGCAUUGUCUAUGAAGUGUUUCAUAGUUUCUGUUCAGCGUCAUGAGUCAUGACCCCCGCGGCGUCGCUCCCCUCCAUCUCGGCUGCUGCUUGCUCUCUAAUCUAAUCCAAUGUGAACUUUUGUGGUUUGUAUAUGUAAAUGUGAAUUGUAAAGUUUAAUUUAUUCAUGUUCACAAAGAACUCCCUGACAACUGUCCCACGGUGCGUUUUUGACAGCAAAAUGUUUUUGCGGGGCCGUGACUUUUUGGCAUGUCACGGGCCACAUCACAGGCUGUCGCAGUCUGAUUGGAUCCUUUGUUGUCAUGGCAAUUUCCAGUAUCCUAAACGAGGCUGGCAGGGCAAGCAAAGACUCAUGAGACAGAUCCACAAGGAUGUAAAAUGGUGUGUGUGCGUGUGUGUGUGAGCGAAACAACAAUUGUGUGAGUACCACCAGAAGGAAGAGGUUAAUUAACCCUGUGAUCCCUCAGUUAAUUCCCUUCCUAGAUGUCACUGUCUCCCCGUUAUGUAACUUAUAUUGUGAAGUUGAUCGCAGCAGCCGUGUGUGUGUGUGUGUGUGUGUGAUAAUGCUGUACGUCUCUUCACCAGAAUGGAUUUCAUUCUCCUUUUAUUACCCGGACCAGUUUGUGUUCCGCUUCCUGCCGCCUCACGUAAUCUAUGCAUUUAUUGAGACGACUUCAUUACAGUUUUCCAAACUUGUUUUCUGUUUCUUAUUUAUGAUUUGCUUCUCAGUGACAGCUUCACUAUCUCUCCCACACAGUCGAAUGCCAGUUUGGUUUUGCUGGACGAUGGGAGCGACGCAAGCUUGUUUUCUUUCGAGUGAAUUCAGAUGACUUAACGAGGUCUGCAUGAUCCCAAAACGAUGAGUUGUUGGUUGAGCUCAUGCAGCCUGACCAGUUUUUCGGGCGUGGUCAUCCUCGGACUAACCGAUGCGUGUGUGAUAUCUUGCUGCUUUUCAAUGGCGCUUCCUGCACUGUGAAGCCGUAACACUUCCACUAACCGGCUAACGUUUGUGUUCUCCUUUUGCUCUUUUCUUGUUUCUCCCUCUUCCAAUCUAGGUUGUAGCCGUCACUCUGAAACCUAAGCAAUGCAAAACAAAAGCCCUGGACUGCCUUGCAUGCUCUUGUAUCCUUAACUCUUACAGGAUUGAUCAAAGCAUUGCCUCUGCCUGAAACAGACACCGCUUCCACUCAUCCACAGUCUGACCUUCCGUGUCUAACCGUCGCAUUUUGUUGCCGGGAAGAGAGGAUCGGCGGAGCGAGGUGUGACGGUUGGGGAUGGGAUGGGAUGGGCACAGCUGUCGUCCUUUACGCUUUCCCUCCUGUCGUCUGAUGUCUCUUUGCCUUUUCCUUUUGGGGUUUUCUCUGUUCUGUAACGUUGUUCCGGGACUCCCGAUGCUUUGUGAAUAACUGGCUGGUGGCGUCCGUGCCGCGGGCCGCCCGCCCUGCUGCUGCCGCCGCUGGCUCGCCCAGCCCGCCCCGCCCCGCCCACCUUCUCUGUGCUGCUGUGAUGUGGCUGUUAUUUUUCUCUCCGCGAAAAACACACGAGCACAAAAAGUUAAUAAAUAAAUAUAAAAAAACGUAACACUGCUGCUGGACCCCCACCACCACCAAACGGACCGCUUCAUUUCUCUGUGUUUUCUCACACACACGUUUGCAGGCUUGAGUGAUGGCAUGUGCUAAGAUGGUCACCGGCCCAUGUCUAGACACCUUAUGCACUUUGUCAACAGGAGGAAAAAAAAUAAUCAUGACCUAUUUUUGUUGUUUGGUUUUUGAAUAGUCACAUUUGCAGUGUUUUUUCUUGUUUUGUCUUCAGGAGGCUUGCACAGUGUGAUAUGCUCACUUGUUUGUGGUCUUUUUGGAGUAUAACCUGGUAAAUCCACUGUUUGUUGGAUGCAUUUGAUAAACGGGCCCUGAUGGAGACUUCUGUUUGCUAAACUACAGCUGAAAGUCAGUCAGUCACAAUCAACUUGGGAAAAGAAUAAAGAGGGCAAAAUGUCCUUCCUUUGAUGUGUAAAGUGCACCUUAUAAGAAUAGAGUUAUUUAGGAUGAAACUUGUGUUAAGAAGUGCAAAAAUAAGUAUAAAUCAGGAACCUGGUGCAAAAAGUGUCCUAUAUCUUCCUAAAACAUUACCUCUUGUGCGCUCUUGUGUAUACUGUUUGUGAUUGCUGGCUUCAGUGGGCGUGCUUGUAUUUAUGUUUGUGUGGGGGGGGGGGGGGGGUGCACGUGCGACUGAGAUGAGGGUCCUGAUUGGAAUUCGUCGGGCUUGGUUUUUUGUGAAAGACUGCGGUAAAUGUUGUUGCAAAUCCAAUGGUAUGUAAUGUACAUACAUUAUUUUAUGUAUAGCAAAUGAACAUGGUUCUUCUAAUAUUUGUACACACUUUUUCUAUGUAAAAUACAUCCCAACAUGUUUUGAAUAGGUACUGCUAUGGCUAUUACAGAUGUGUAUAUAUAUUUAUAUUUUUUUCAGGUAUAAAAUACUGUAUAAAAGCUGUACAACUUUUUUUAGAAUGGGCCAAUACAUGUUUUUUAUGUUAUUGUAAAAAUUCAUAUUUUUGUAUUGCAUGUGACUACCAUUCUGUACCCGCUGUUUCUGUUUUCAUCCAUGAAAGACAAUAAAAUGAGGCUUGUCAUGUA
Messenger RNA from Pseudoliparis swirei, 6180 nucleotides. RefSeq names its product kinase suppressor of Ras 1-like. The record is from RefSeq and is a predicted model, not a curated record. Gene Ontology annotation, biological process: protein phosphorylation. Bases 405 to 3317 code for a protein of 970 amino acids. Gene Ontology annotation, molecular function: protein kinase activity; ATP binding. Lineage: Eukaryota; Metazoa; Chordata; Actinopteri; Perciformes; Liparidae. The transcript has 20 exons.